AUGUGAACCAACAUUGUAGUAAACGUCAAAAGAUUGAUGACAAUGAUGUCCCUGAAAACAUAAAGAAAUUUUGGAGAGAAUUUUGCGAUGUAAAAAUUAUUAUCAAGUUUCCAGAAAAUAUUGAUACCACUUUUUAUAAAUCAGAAAUAUAUUCUAAAUAUAUAACAGUUGAAAAGGAUCAAAUUGAACUAAAAAAGGGAAUUAUGAUAGACUCAGAUGGCAACUUAAUAAAAGAUGAUGGUACACAAUUGCUGUUUAAUGGUAGACCUUUAAGUUUCCCUUUCGAGCAAGAAUGUUUGGAAGAUGAAGCAAUUACAAUUUUAGGAGGUGGAGACAACACAAAUUCACAAGAAAGUCUAAAAAUUAGAUGGACAAAAUAUCUUCAUUUUACAACUCCAUUAAAUACAUUUUCUUGUGAAAAGGGGCCUUAUAAUAUGAUGAUACGGAAACAUUAUGUUCAGCUAAUCGAAAAGAUUGAAACUGAUCGUUCUGUUAAUGCAAAAGGUUGUGUUGUUAUUGGGACACCUGGUAUUGGGAAAACACAUUUUGGGAUAUAUUUUGCUUUUUACAUAACCCAACAUUAUCCAGAAAAUGAUAUAGUUUAUGAAUAUGGAGAAGAAAAAGAUGGAAUUAUUUAUCAUGUUAAACCAGAUGGAACUGUAAAGAGAGUGAAAGACAGAUUGAUGUUACAGGACAUACAGGACUCCUACUACAUUGUUGAUUCCAUGAAACCAGCAAUGUUCAAUACAAAAUAUACACUUCUGGUCACAACACAAAAAAGCAAGCGAUGGGAAGAGUUUGUGAAAAGAUAUCAUAUAUAUAAAUACUAUUCACCUGUUUGGACUGAGAAAGAAAUUUGGGGUCUUUGGCAUGAAAGCUAUUCAAAUAUUCCAGAGUGUCAGAUUCAAAAGCUAAUGAAUACAUGGGGGUGUGUACCAUGUGCAAUUUUUGGACAAGAAUUGGAAAUUCUUGAAGUUGUCUCUCAAUGUGACAUUGAAUCUUACCUUCAAUCUAAAGAAGGUGAUGAACUUAUACACUAUUCUGGCAAGGCCAUACACAUUUACCCUAACUCUGACUUUACCAAAUAUUCUUAUCAUGUUGCUUCAGAAGUAAUGUUGCAUGCUUUAUACAACAAGUAUUUGUCAAAAUAUGAGGAUAGAAUUGUUAAGCUAAUUAAGGAUUUUGCAGGUGGUGUCACCAGUCCAGUAUCUGGCAGAAUGUUUGAAAUGCUAGCUCAUGAUUAUUUAGCAAGAGGUGGUAAAUUUAAUGUAAAAUGCUUGUCCAAUGGUGCCAGGUCAGAAAGAAACUUUAGUCCUAUGCAAAAAAACAAGUUUUGUACUCUAAGUGAAAUAAAGUCUGGAUGUUACAAUUAUCCUGAGCAGAGAAAUCUGGAAGCUAUUGAUGCUCUUUUGCUUGAUUAUGGAAAAAUACACUGUUUAUAUCAAAUUACAAUUUCAGAACAUCAUGAUAUUAAGGUAAAUGGUCUCACAAAAUUGAAAGGUCUUUUGCAAGGAAUGCAAGAUAAUACACAAAUUGAAUUAUAUUUUGUUAUCCCUGAUAUAGUUAUACAAAAAAAUGGGAAUUCAAUAAAACUGAUUGAUGUAUUCACAGAACAAAAUUAUGUUACAAAGAAUUCUACAAUAUUUACUGGCUGGAAUCAAACUAAUAAAUGGAUUAAAGAUACUAUAGUUCAAUAUGCACUUGAGAUCAAAUUGACUGCAACUAAUUCAUUGCUGAAAUCUACCUUAUAG
This is a messenger RNA of Entrophospora candida, 1751 nucleotides long. The record is from the annotation of a GenBank genome assembly. NCBI's taxonomy places the organism in Eukaryota, Fungi, Glomeromycota, Glomeromycetes, Entrophosporales, Entrophosporaceae.